Molecule: messenger RNA, 645 nt
Organism: Letharia columbiana
Lineage: Eukaryota; Fungi; Ascomycota; Lecanoromycetes; Lecanorales; Parmeliaceae
Exons: 3
Coding region: 1-645 (214 amino acids)
Source: RefSeq, a predicted model, not a curated record
AUGAACACAAUCGUCUUCGGUACCCCUCGCCCAAAGGUUACUCAACGUUUCAGGCACGUACACCCCUUUUGCCCGCCUCUUAGAGCCCCUACUGACGCCCCCAGGCCACCCCUCGGCGAAUCCGCUACUGCUGGCAAUCGAGGCCGCAAGCGAGCCCAACAGCUACCUACUACUGCUCAUAAACGCGUUAGAAAGGCCCUCAAAAAGAGCCCGAACGGAUACUCACACCAAACGCGUCCGGUUCAGGCACGCCACCCCUCGGCGAAUCCGCUACUGCUGGCAAUCGAGGCCGCAAGCGAGCCCAACAGCUACCUACUACUACUCAUAAACGCGUCGAUACCCUCGCACUCAGUUAAACAAGAGGAGGAUCUACAACAGGCGAAUGCGGAGAACACUACGGAGACAGUCAUCAGCAGCAGUAACACAACAGGCCUACUCUCCACGGUCUCACACCAAUCCACUCAGCCAGUGCAAGAGAAGUCAAUACAGCAGGCGAAUACGGAGAACACUACGGAGAAACCAAGCGGCAACAAGGCCCCCAGCACCAAGAACACGGCUCAGCUCUCCAAGAUCCCACGUCAUAUGCUCUCCACGGUUCCACAUCAAAUCAUCACUCAGCAAGCGGAGAACACCACUGCAACUUAG